AUGGAUACUGUAGUUGAUAUCAGUGGUUGUGCGGAACAGGAUAUUGUGAAGUUUGUUUCACAGUCAUUUAAAGGUGAAGCUUUGGCUUGGUGGAGGUCGUUAAUCCAAGCCACAGGGAAGAUUCCAUUGUAUAACUUGUCUUGGGAUCAUAUUGUUACACUGAUCAAAGAGAACUUUUGUCCCCAACAUGAGGUGGAGAAAAUCGAGACUGACUUCUUGACUCUGGUCAUGAAGAAUUUGGACUGUCAGGCGUAUGUUACAAGCUUCAACACCAUGUCCCGAUUGGUUCCUUAUUUGGUCACACCGGAACCGAAGCGCAUAGCACGUUUUAUAGGAGGUCUAGCUCCAGAGAUCAAGGGAAAUGUGAAAGCAUCCAGACCUACCACAUACAGGUCAGUAGUGGAUCUAUCUCUAUCUCUCACACUCAAUGCAGUCAGAAAUAAAUCUGCCAAAGCUUCUGAGGAAGGAAAACGGAAACGGGAGGAUGAGAGUUCUGAUCGCUCUGACAAGAAAAGAAAGGGGAACUCAGUUCAUAAGAAGAGUUCUGGAUUUAAAAAGGACAACCAGCAGUCAGGUGAGAAACCCAAAUGUAAAAUCCGCCAGAAACACCAUUUUGGGAAGUGUAGAUUCGAGUCGAAAUCGCAAUCGCAGUCGCAACCUAAAGUUUAUAGGAUCUGCAAGUCCAAAGAGCAUAGAACUUUGGAAUGCAAGAAAAUGAAGGAUGCAACCUGUUAUUGUUGCAACGAAAAGAGGCACAUAAAGACUAAUUGCCCGAAAAAUCCAAAGAAGCCUGAGGAGGCUAAAAAGACCAAUGCUCGAGUCUUCCAGAUGAAUGCUCAGGAGGCAGUUCAGAAUGACAAUGUUAUAACAGAUAGAUAUCAGAUAUCCCCCUAA
Messenger RNA from Helianthus annuus (common sunflower), 894 nucleotides. RefSeq lists its product as uncharacterized. Lineage: Eukaryota; Viridiplantae; Streptophyta; Magnoliopsida; Asterales; Asteraceae. The record is from RefSeq and is a predicted model, not a curated record. Bases 1 to 894 code for a protein of 297 amino acids. The transcript has 2 exons.